CGAGCCGCAAGGAGGCGGAAGACUGUCCCGGGCCGGGGCGCGGGAAUCGGAGCAGCCAGCGCCGGACGGGGGAGUUCCUGCGCGUGGCGUCCUCGCAGCGAGACGCCGCCGGAGUCGUCCUCUUGGUGAGAUCCCUUGAACCAUCUGCAGCCAUACUGUUCUCUGAAGAGGGUGCACUUGGUUGCCAUUUUGCUCUCAGUAUGACACCUGUCAAUGUAGCACUAAUCCGUGAUACCAAGUGGCUGACUUUAGAAGUUUGUAGAGAAUUUCAGAGAGGAACUUGCUCUCGAGCUGACACAGAGUGCAGGUUUGCCCAUCCGCCAAGAGUUUGCCAUGUGGAAAAUGGCCGAGUGGUGGCCUGUUAUGAUUCACUAAAGGGUCGGUGCACUCGUGAGAACUGCAAGUACCUCCACCCUCCACCCCACUUAAAGUCGCAGCUAGAAAUUAAUGGGAGAAACAAUCUGAUUCAACAGAAGACUGCCGCAGCCAUGUUCGCCCAGCAGAUGCAGCUUAUGCUCCAGAAUGCUCAGAUGUCAUCUCUUGCAUCUUUUCCUAUGAAUCCAUCACUGGCAGCUAAUCCUACCAUGGCUUUCAAUCCCUACAUACCUCAUCCUGGGAUGGGCCUGGUUCCUGCUGAGCUUUUACCAAAUGGUCCGGUUCUGAUUUCUGGAAACCCACCUCUUGCACUGUCAGGAGUUCCUGGUCCAAAACCACCUCGUACGGAUAGACUGGAGGUUUGCCGUGAAUUUCAGCGUGGAAACUGUACCCGUGGGGAGAGCGAGUGCCGCUAUGCUCACCCCACGGAUGUUUCCAUGAUUGAAGUCACUGAUAAUACUGUGACAAUCUGCAUGGAUUACAUUAAAGGCCGAUGCUCCCGGGAGAAAUGCAAGUACUUUCACCCACCUCCCCACUUGCAGGCCAAACUCAGGGCAGCUCAUCACCAGAUGAACCAUUCCGCUGCUGCCAACGCAAUGGCCCUGCCGCCUGGUGCACUUCAGCUGAUACCAAAGAGGUCAGCCCUUGACAAGGUCAAUGGUGCCACUCCAGUCUUUAACCCCAGUGUUUUCCACUGCCAACAGGCUCUGGCUAACAUGCAGAUUCCGCAGCCGGCUUUCAUCCCGACAGGUGAGGGCACAGCUCUGGGAAUAUUGGGUUUAACAGGGCCAAUACUGUGCAUGACUCCUGCUUCAACUUUUGUGCCCAUGAUGCACGGUGCUACACCUUCCACCAUGUCUGCAGCAACACCACCUGCCGGCAACGUUCCCUACGUUCCAACAACUACAGGCAAUCAGUUGAAAUAUUGAGCAGCAGAGUUACAGAGUAUCAGAAUCUCUCAACAAGAAACUCCAUGUGGCCUUUCUACAUAUGUUCUCGUAUGUCCAACACAACAAUAAGCAUGGUGCAGUCAAUAUAUUAAAGCACAAAUACCUGUUGACAAAUUCAAGUUUUAAAAAUCUGUGGAGAUGUUGAAGCAAAUAGAAAAUUAACCACUAUGUGUUACCUUAUUGGAUUAAUCGUAAAUGAAUUAUCAUAUAGAAUACAACCACACAUCUUUGUCAUGUAUAUGAAUUAUCAGAUCCAUGUUACAUUAAUUUUCCCUCUGAUAGAAAUUGCCACAUUGAAUAUAACCAUAAAAUAUUGUGACUUUUUUCAUUAAUGAUUUAUGCUAACUGAACAUCCACAGUGUACUGUAGGCUUACUGUAUACUCUUGGUGGAUAAAUUCUGUUUUUGAAGUGUUACCUUACUAUUUUGUUUACAAGAUAGUCUAUUGGAUUGAUGUAGAAUGUAACUGAUAUUUCCUAUCCAUUUUCCUCCAUUGGUAUAUUGUAUUAAAUUGGGUUCUGUUUAGCUUUUCCAAGCUAUAGUGUUUUCUUAUUGUAUGUGGUGUUUGGUUUCAAUUAGAAUGACAUAAGUGGGAACAGAACUAUAUGUGACUGAAAAGUAUAACAGGUUCGUGGUAAUAUGCCCUCUUUAAAACAUUUCCUUGAGCUAUACAUUUUGAAGCCCUCACUUCUGAGUGGACACAAAAUCUGUUCGUGUGUAGGAUUUCACCUGUAGAUCUGACCUUGCAUAGUCAAUAAUAUACUAAAUUUUUAAAGGAGAAAAAUACUUACCUACUUAUGAUGGGAAAGUUCAAAUGUCAACCUCAAAUCAUUCCUCUUAAGUAAUUUGAGAAUCAAGUGUUCACACUCCAAUAAAUUUCGUAGCAUGUAUAAAAAUUAUUACAUUUAUUUUGUCACAGGAAUCCCAUCUCUCAGCUUGAGUGUCUAAAUUUGGGCCAUUUGUCAUCCUCAGCUGAGAAACUGGUACUUACUAGUUUAAAGGUAUGCUAAUCAUGGGUUGGAAAUGGAGCAGAGAGAUGUGGGCGUGGAGACAGUUUUUAUGUACUAGCAGAAAGUGUGUAAAACCUUUGCAUUGUAACCUUUUGCACAAAUGCUGUUUUCCAAAUGCAAAUGGCUCAUGCUCUUUUGACUAUUCUUUGAAUAAUAAGUACGAUGCAGUCUAGCAAAAGUCAGUCCAGGUGAAAGAAAAUUGUUUCCAAAUGAGGCCUUACCUCCCCAAAUGGACCAUCUUUCUCUAUUGAUCACAGAAGGAGGCUGAGUACAGGUUUAGAGAAAUGGCAGGAAUGGGGGCAGGGAGGAUUUAAAAUGACUUGGAAUGUGCAAAAGAACUGGAAAAGGUUUCCACAAUUGUCUUUCAGUUUAGUUAGGCUGUUUCCAGUUUUGCUAAAAGCAGCAGUGAAGUAGCAAUGCUGCACUGACAAGUGUUUCUCUGACAAAACUUUAACAUCGGAGGGGGGGGGGGGACAUGAUUUGUUCAGCUUUGUCUCAGAACCAAACCUAUUUUUUGUCAUAUCUGAACUUACUUGCCUUUGUGUGUGUUUCAAAAUUAGUCAAUUUUAACAUCCUUUGGUUAAUAGAGAAUAGCAAUAGCCCAUGGAGGUGUGGUAUGAAUUCUUCUUACUAAUACUUCUGUUUCUGUGACAGAUAGUGUAUCUCUUCUACUCAACAAAGUUAUUAACAUUACUGUUAUUAUAAGAGGGAGGAAAUGUAUUUUCCAAAGCCUUAGUAAAUUGAAUAGUUUGUACUCAAUGUGUAUUCUCCCACAGGAAAGCAUAAAAUCAAAAUUUUGUCUGUAUGACAGUUGAUUUUCUUUGUGAAGAUCACAAUGAAAGGGAAACUAUCUUGGGCUACCACACGACAGGUAGUUGGAUUGAUUUGCAGAACAAUAGCAUUGGCAAAGACUUUACUGCCUUUUCCACAGUUGCUAGAGAAUCAGACUGUGUGUGUGACUUACCUAAGGCUGCCGAGCCAUUGUGGGAACCAACUUUUUACAUCUUUCUUUGGAACAUCUGAACUCAAAGCAGACCAUAUUGGCUCAGAUAUUACAAAAGCAAGAUUCCCUCUGGUGGUUGGUGUCCCAUUGACCUUAAUUGUCCAGGCGAAUCCUGGUCACCAGUGAUUUCUAAAUAGUCUUGUUUUUCUAUGGGCUUCUGCCCUUUGUGAACUAUUGCUGAACUUAACAGAUUGAGAGUUGUCUGUCCUUUUACCUGUGGGCUCUCUGAACCACUGUAUUUCUAUUUCCUAACAUCGUAAUUGCAGGAAGAAUGUACUCCAGCUAGUCUUAGAUGUAGUUAUUAAUGGAUAUGGGAAUGUUUUGUGCAGAAUGAACUUUUGUAGUUUGACAGUUUGGUGCAACAUACUAACUCAUUUAACGUCUUAAACUUUUGACCAAGGUAUAUGUAGAUGAUUAACUUAGAGUAGACUUAUUCUCAUGUUGCUCUAAGCACUGGAAGAUAUUAAUGUUGACUUACCUUCAGGAGGAGAUUUAGUGAGGAACAUUCAGGGUAGUUGUCUUUUUGGUGCGAUGAGUUUCCAUAAUAUAGUAUUAGCAUUUUAAAAGUUGCAGUGUAAGUGAAGUUUAAGAAAGCAAGUUCAAAACUCGAACAUUUUGAUCCAAUUUAAGGGAGUUUUGAGGGAAAUGAAACUUUAAGAUAGCACUCUAGUUGUGCAAUGACUAAUGGUCUUACUGAAGAAAAGACAAGUCAUCUGACUAUAAAUUGAGUUAACAAGAUCAGUCACAACUAAUCAGUGACUCUAAACCAAAAUUUACCCAAUUAUUUGUAUAUAAACCAAAUUCCAAUCAGUUGUGAUUUAUACUUAGCAUUUUUUAGUUAGUGUUUUACCAUGGCAUCCAGCUUCACGUGUCCAAAAUUAUCGACUUUCUCCAUCUUGUCAGCCUUUUGCCAAAAUUUGCAAGAACGCUGAAACUGAAACUUGGAUAAAAUGUGUCAAAUCUGCAGAGAAGCAAUGUAACUAUGUGAUUUAAGAAGAGCUUAGUAGUUUCUGCUUUUCCAAAAAACACUACGAGAGUCGGGACUAGAAUUAAAUUAAGUGGAUUCGUACAAUUGCUAUUUAAAUACAGUGUUGACUUUUGAAAUUGGAGCAUGGAUCCACACUUAGCUAUUGUUGUUUGUCAUGAAAGCAGUCUGCUUGCUAUUCCAUCAGUCUUGCUCAUAUGUCCAUCUCUGAGCAUCCUAAACCAGCAGCCACUGGGAAUGCCAGUUGGUUCUUUUCCUUGUCUUUGGUGAGUAUUGGUAAGGAUGCCCUUGGGCAAAAUGCAGCCGAGGUUUUUCUAAGAUCUGGCAGUCUGUGGGAUAGGCUGUGGCAUGCAGAAGGAUUAGUAAUCUAGUUCUCUUUCCGCCUUAAAAAAAAUAAAGUUCUUCUACAUUUCACUGAAAUGGAAAUAAGUAAAAUUGGUGGGGAGUCGGAUUUGAUUUGAUUCAUUUGAUGGAUUUGACUCCAAGUUUUAAUUUGUAGAUUUAAUAACAUAGUGGCCUCAUUUUACCAGAGCCUGUCAGAGAUAGUGGAAUAAAAUAGCAGAUAAGAGAGUUUAGCUUUUUGUAAAAUUUAGCAGAUAGUCUAAUCAAACUGUAAAUAUAAUACAACUACAGGCUCUGAGAACCAGGUCACUAAUUGGUGCCAUGUUUUUGUUUUUCUAAUUGUUAGUUUUUAAGGUUUUCAUUGUACUACAUGUUUAUAUCUAAGUAACUAAUAAGUUUAAUUUUGAAGGAGAGUUAGAGAAAGUUUAAGUUUUGACCGCAUAUAUUCAGACCAUCUUUGUAGGCUCUGAACUGACACUGUAGCAGAAUUCAAUAUAAACACACUCCAUAACUGCCCUCUACAAUUCACAGUUCAAGAACAAAUUCAGCUUUGUACACAAAUGAUAGAUGUCAGCUAAAUAUAUUUAGUUGUUGCUUUGGCAACAAAACUACAACAUGGCUACCUUUAGACAUUUAUGCAUGUAAAACUUUUAUGUGUAAGCUCUAUGUGGUUCAUGACAGUGCAAACAUAUAGAAGAUACAGCUCAAACUCAGAAAAUUGAUGAUGUUUUUGAAGCCCUGUGUCCCAUGUAAAAGCUGAAUUUGUGUUCCCACGUAGCUUUUUGUCCAAAACAAGUUUAUAACACAUGGAUUCUAGUAUAAGGCCUUAUAGUUUAGAGAAUGUGUUGUGUUGAUAGGGUUAUUCUACAGUAUUUUGACACCAGAACAAGCUUGACAUAGAUAUUACCUGGCAUUUUUUUCACAACUUUAUUCAAAAUUAUCUAUUCAUGAAGUAUCUGUAGUUAUAGAAACAUUAUAUUUUCUGGAUUUAUUCACAAAAACUAUAUGUGAGGAUUAAAGCAUAAGUAAACAUUUCAAGAUUAACCCAUAUUUGUGAAGCCACACGUAAAGAUUCUAUAGAAGGGUCCUGAACAGUGUUUAAGAGACUUAUGCCACAGUCACCUGACUGUCUCAGUUAGGGUGCGAAUGUGUGAGACACCCCUUUUUUGCACUUAUGUACAUAGUCCAUGAAAGCAACCCUUGGAGCUUUGACAAUAUAAGAAGUCUGUGGUAAUAGGGGGAAGUUAGGGAGAGUACUUUGUGAAGCGCUAAGAAUUAGUGAAAGCAUGGUGUUGCAGUGCUGUUGGGGCGGCUAGCUCGCUACGGUUCACCAGAGGCUCAGACUGCUAACAAAUGCCAGAUCUUCAACAGCACUGAGUGAGAGUACAAAGCAUUUCUUUUCGAAAGGCUACCAGCAAAGAUGCUUUUCUGCUUGAAUUAAUUCCCACUGUAAACACGCACACGCACGCACACACACACAUACACACACACAUGCACACAUGCAUGCACACUCACACAUGUACCACAUAGUGGAUAAGGGUCUCAGGAGAGAUUUCCUUUUAUUCAAUCAGAGAGAGCAGAAAAAAAAAUACUCAGUACAUUACAAGAUAGUUACUCUCGAAUCUAAUGAAAACAGAUUUCAUCCUUUGCAGUUAAUACUUAUAUCAAUUAAUGUGGAUUUAAGUGAUAAAAUUGUUAAUGCUUUAACUAAACAGAAGUGAAUCAGCCCAAAUCUUACAUGAGCUAGACACUGGAAGACAAUGUCAAUUUAAAGUCCUCAGCCAGUUUUCACUCCAAGUCUGCAGAUAGCCAAGGAGCUUCCUUGUUGUUCUCCAAGACACCAAGGCUUAACAAGGUUGGAUGUUUGAAAGGUUAAGGGAUGGAUCAUCAGGGGCACUUUGAAUCCUUCCCAUCUUGAGUCAGGUGUCUUGGACCCCAUGCUAGGCUGAGGGUAGUUGUUGGGAAAUGUUGCUUUUCAUACACAGCUAACUCUCUUGGAAGCAUAUAACUCGAUCUGCAGCCAUAGCUCAUUAGUACAGCACUUGCCUGGAUGAAUGAGGCCCUGGGUUCCAUCCUCAGGACUGCAAAAGAAAAAAGGGGAAGAGAGAGAGAGACAGAGAGAGAGAGAAAGAGAGAGAGAAAGAUGGAAAACAGACCAAAGUCAGAAACAACCCAAGCCUUAAUGUAUCCCAUAGCUCAGGGCCAGUUGGCUAGAAAUUACUUUUCUUUUCCCCUCAGCUCCUGAUCACUAAGUCAGCAAUACAGCCACCACCCUGACAAUCUGAGCAGCUGUUUUUAGCCAAUUGAAAAUGGAAGCAUACAUUCAUUUUAUAGUUAAGAAUGCUCACUUCAGCUUUAUUACUCCCAUAAUUUCAUAACCAGCAUCGUGAUGUGGACAUUCCCUUGUGAAUCUCUAAGUCAUAAAAAUGCAUUUUCAUAAGGACAAUAGAAAUAGGGAAUUUGGUGUGUGGUGCUGGGAAUACAGCCCAGGGCUUUGUGUGCUCUGCAAAUGCUCUAACACCAGGACUAGCCAGCGAUAAUAGUUUAUGUCCAGAGCUAUCAACCAUAAAUUAGUAGGGAUGAGCUUUGAAUCAUCACAAAAGAUAGCCAAUGAAUUUAUAGCAUGCACGUGCCCACAGUUACUUGGUCCCAUGCUGAAGCUUGAACAUAGUGACUGUAUUUCAAUUAUUAAGGUGAAGGAGAGAAUCAAGUAUAACAAAUGCAUGUGACUCAAGCUAAAAGAUAAAUUAGGAUGAAGUUUGACUAAUUUAUGAUUUCUAGCCCCUCAGCCUUGCCCAUAAGUGACUUACUCACUGGAAUUAAAAAUCUAGAUUAUCCCAAAGAAAAUUUAUGUUUAUAGAGAACCCUUCCUCACUUCUACUGUACUGAAAAAUGAAAAGUGCUUUGGUCUGAAUUUAGUUGCCAGUCUGUAUAGAUGAUGCUACAAGAGUCCUCUCUAGUCCUCAUUUUACAUUGUGUUACUUUGAAGAAAUACCUCUGUAGCAAGACCUAGAAGAAUUAAGUGAGCUUCUUCUCCCACACACAUAACAACCUUAAGACUCUGUCAUAGAACUGCACGGUUCCAAAGCUUUAUUUCUGUAUACAGAUGCUAUCUGUCAAUGAUGGAAACCAAAUUGUUUUGUUGCUGUGUCUUUUGUGUCUAGCAGUUGAGUGGAUGAUAUGGCCAUCAUUUCAUUAGAUGCUGGGGAUACCGUUUUCAAGUUUCUUAUUAUUACCAUCGCCGUUGCUUUAGUUACAAAAUGAGCCAUUCGCUCCGAAAUUGGAAUGAUUAAAAUGAAGUCCAUUUUUAAGAAAGGGAGGUCUCACUCAGCAUAUUGUGUAAACUAGUCCAAAUUGCAUGGCCUUAAAUGAUUUUGAUUCUCCCAUCUCAGCGUCCUGGGUGACUUCUUUUGCUUCACCAUGAUGAGCUAAGUUACUCCCUUGUGUGAUUAUAAAGGGAUAACUUCUAGCUCCCGCUGACAAUGCUGUGGCUUGUACAAAGUGGAAGCCCUUUUCUUGGGCAGAAAAUGGCAAUGUAAGAAUUUCUUAGCCCUGUGCAACAAUUAAAAAUUUAAGUAAGGACCAAAAUAUUUUACAAGUAAAAACUGUUGAUGUGGUAUUUUGUCCCCAAAUGCAGUAAUUCAUUCCCUCAACUGCAGGUGUUUGAACUUAUUCAAGUUACAGUGUUGUAUUACCUGUUUGUCUUUAGAAGUGUUCAUUAUAGAGCUCAUUUUAAUAUGCUACAUUUUAUGUUUCCUUUUUAAUUCUUUCAAUAAAGUUUCCAAAUUCC
Messenger RNA from Rattus norvegicus (Norway rat), 8454 nucleotides. Lineage: Eukaryota; Metazoa; Chordata; Mammalia; Rodentia; Muridae. The record is from RefSeq and is a predicted model, not a curated record.